Messenger RNA from Aspergillus wentii DTO 134E9, 587 nucleotides. RefSeq lists its product as uncharacterized. The coding region runs from base 1 to 534 and encodes 177 amino acids. Gene Ontology annotation, molecular function: zinc ion binding; carbonate dehydratase activity. The record is from RefSeq and is a predicted model, not a curated record. The transcript is spliced from 5 exons. NCBI's taxonomy places the organism in Eukaryota, Fungi, Ascomycota, Eurotiomycetes, Eurotiales, Aspergillaceae.
AUGUCCCAAAUCGACACUCUCCUCGACCAAAACAAAGAAUAUGUGCCCACCCAUCAAUCGCCCCCUCCAAUCACCGGCCCAGAGGGGGCGCGUGUUCCCAGUCCGCAGACUAUCAUCAUCACAUGCGCAGACCCCCGUGUCGUCCCAGAGCGCUUUUUGAGAUUGGAGAUGCCGAAUACGACAUCGCCGACGUACCCCGUCGUUCGGGUGAUUGGCGGCCGGGCGAAUCGAGCGACGGUUGAUAUCCUCGGUUUGGAGGCUUUGUUUGGAUUAGACCAUAUUAUGAUUAUCCAUCAUACUGACUGCGGAUUAAUGCACACAACCGACGAGGAAAUCCGGACCGGUCUGAAGCCGAAAUUCCCCGGUCAUCAGAACCUGGAGGGAAUGAAGUUUGGGGAGAUUAAAGAUCUCAAGCAAAGCGUGGUGGACGACAUGAACUUCCUACGAAGAUCACCACUCAUCCGCAAAGACAUUGACAUACGCGGCUUCAUCUACGGGAUUGAAGAUGGGACGCUGAACGAAGUGACCGCGUAAUCAUUUAGAGCUAGAAUAGGAUAACUACCAAAUAUACUUAUAUCUCAUCCGGC